This is a messenger RNA of Pocillopora meandrina, 7763 nucleotides long. The record is from the annotation of a GenBank genome assembly. Lineage: Eukaryota; Metazoa; Cnidaria; Anthozoa; Scleractinia; Pocilloporidae.
CAAAAGUUGAGGUGGCUCACGAGACGUUCACAUGAAUCCGUCAAGAAAAGGAUCAAUUUUUCAGAGACGUUAGCUGACUAGAGAUCUCUUAGUCUUGGUUUUAAAUCAAAAUGGCCCUGAGGCAGAAUCCUAUUUUACUGUUUCUCGUGCUAUGUUCCGGCUGUUCCAUCGCCAGUACUAGUUCGACGAGUAAACCAAACAUCGUGUUUAUCCUUACAGAUGAUCAAGAUGUUGUGCUAGGAGGACUUGUAAGUAGCAUUCAUUUAGAAAUCGCAGCUUAUUCCAGCGCUUCAGCUUUGAUUCGAUAAGAUCGACGACGAUCGAAGGAAUGUAAAUAUCUAUUUCUGUUACAACUGAAAAAAAGAAUAAGCCCUCUAGUUCUUUCCGUGGUUGUAGACGAUCAACCCGAAUCAAAAUCAUCGUCGUUCAAUAUUCCACUCUGUUCUUUUAAAAUUGACCUACUUCUUACAGGUAUAAGUGAGCUGUGUAACUAUUUUCAAAAUUCAACCAAUUUUCACAGUCAUAAACUUUAGCCUUUAAAUUCUCAUGUGACAUUUAUGGUGAGGCUAUCGAUCUGAAUUCUUCCACUUUCAAGAUCUCAUUAGUAAUUCUCCUUACUGUCUACCAUACAAUUCGCGUCAUGAAAGUUCAGAUAAUUUGUUCUUGGAUCAACUGUUAAUCCCCUAAUUGAUACUUCUGUUCAUUCUCAUCACUAGUCUGCUUGAUAUUGUAUCAAUAUUGUAAGGAGAAAUUCUCUUUUGAGCAUUUUUUAUUUGUACCACUUUGGUAGACUCCUUUGAAGAAAACUGAGACGCUGAUCGGUCAGCAUGGUGUAAAAUUUGACAACAUGGUAAGUUACUUCUACACUUCCAUACAGUGAGACCUAAGUAGUUUUUUUUUUUUUAUAAAUGAUGAUGUGACAGCUGAUUUCCACCUGCCAAUAAGUUCUUGGUGGCAAAGUUGGUAGAGCAUCCAACCACAACAAUGAGAACUGUUAAGGUUUUGAAGCCUCAGAAAUGACACAAUUUCUUAUUUUGCCCUUGCUUGUGGUUUAUGUUUAAUCCUUUCAGCUUCCUUACAAUAUCACCACAGAAUCAAACAUAAAGGUCACAAGAGAAAAGAAAAUAAUCACUGAUGAAAGAAGCUAUUGAUUGCUAGACAAAUUCUCCUUGUUAGCACAUUAGGAAAUGUGUUGCAAACAGAGUAGAGAAUAAGCUUACUGAUCUAAACCCUUUAACUCCCAGAUCAAAUUUGUGAUUCUCCUUACUGUCAACUACACAAUUCUUAUAAUGUUAGUUCUGAGAAUUUAGUAUUGGAUCAACUAAUUAUUCCCAAAUUUAUAUUUUUCUCUAUUCUCAUCACUUAUCUGAUUGAUAUUGUAUUGAUAUUGUAAGGAGAAAUUCUGUCUUGGUCACUCUUGGGAGUUAAAGGGUCAAGCUGCAAGAGGUUAACAUCUUUUUCUUUUGCCGGCAGUUUGUGACAAGUCCUCUCUGUUGUCCGAGCCGAUCAAGUAUUCUGACUGGACAGUAUAUACACAAUCAUCGGGCCAGAAACAACUCCAUAUCAGGAGGUUGUUCAAGUCCUGGAUGGCAACAGGGGCCAGAGAAGCACUCAGUCAGCACCUACGUGAAAAAGCUCGGUUAUCGAACAUUCUUCAGUGGGAAGUACCUGAAUCAAUACGGGAUGCCGCAAGUAGGGGGGCCUGAACAUGUUCCCCCAGGUUGGGAUGAAUGGGUUGGACUUGUAGGUAACUCCAGGUACUACAACUAUACAUUGUCAGUGAAUGGGAAUCCAGAGAAACACGGAGAUACUUAUGCCUCUGACUACCUCACAGAUAUUUUGGUAAGCUUAAAACAAACAGCAUUAAAAUUACACGAGACUACUGAGGUAAAAUUAUAUGUUGAAGGUUACUACCAUAACAAUCACUUGGUUGAAUAUGAAGAAGCCUGUUAAAUUACUUGAUUUUUUAAAACAAUAAUUCUUUGUAAGCUUAGCUUCAACAUCAAUAUGUAUGAACUAUUUAACUCUUAAGAGUGACAAGUGUCUAAGUUAUCCUUAAAAUAUCACUCCUUGAUCACAAUGUCAGGAGAAUAAGGGAAAUGAUCACCAACUAAAGAAGUUCUUGAUUGUUAAACAAAUUCUCCUCGACAGACCCUUUGGAAAUGUAUAGAGAUCAGUACUGAGAAUAUGCAAAGUGGUAAUUGACGUUUCUUCUUCUCAGAAAGAACAUGCAGUCAGUUUCAUAAAUGAGCAGUCAGAAGCAUCACCCCCUUUCUUUAUGAUGGUUGCCACCCCUGCCUGCCAUGCCCCUUUCACACCUGCACCUCAGUACAAGGAUAAUUUUAAUACAAGUAAGGCACCAAGGACAAAGAGCUUUAACACAGCAGGUGGACCUGUAAGUAGAGCCAUGUUUAUUUGUUCACAUAAUUUCCAAGAGGUAAUGGCCAAGCUUUCUUUAUAUGGACUGAGAAAAAGUCAAAGUUCAUGAUAAAGAGAAGAUGAAGCAGCCAAUUUCCAGCUAUCCUGAUCCUCCAAAAUUAAGACUGCAUUGCAAUAUAUUGACCAUAAAGGAUUACGAGGGCAUCAUAAUUACAUGUGGUAAUUGAAAACCAAGCUAAUUAUAAUAAAAGCCAAUCAAAGCAAAGAAUAAUAUCGCAUGGGAACACCUGAGUGACCAAGUCACAAUAUUAUUAGUUUUAAUUUAAAAUCUGAUUGGUUGAGGUUGAUACUGGCACUAGUUUUCCCAACAAAUUACAGAGCAAAGUAAAAAGAAACAAAUCAAAAGCAAUCCCAGAUUACCCUGGACAUUUUAUUGAAACUUACUCUGUAAUAUGGCAAAAAUAUUAAACCCAAGGGUUUCAAAAUAGAUUCAUAUCCUUUACUUGUCUUUAUUGUAUUUGUUAUGCUGCUUUCAAAAUGUACCCAUUUCAUUUGAAAACUACCAGAGGAUAUUUUUCAGAUAUUGUUACAAAGCAGACCUGUUGCACACACCAACCAGAAUUACUUGUACAAGCAAUUUAUCUCUUCAGAAUCAUAGCAGGCAGUCCCGAGCAGGCAACACAAGAGAUUACCUUACUGACUCAGUGAAGCAGUUGGAACAGACAUAUGGAACAUGUGUCAUGUCAUCUGCUCACAGACCCAGCUCACACAGUACAUUGUACAACAAGCUAUUACAUUAAGACACUGAAAUGCAUGCUUCCCUAAAUUUGCACACCUGCAAUAAUUUUUAUAUUCCUUUUUCUUGUUGUCGUUUUAAGACCAAGCACUGGCUGAUCAGAAACACUCCACAUCCAAUGAAGGAUUCAUCCAUCAAUGCCUCAGAUUCUAUCUUCAGAAACAGGUUUGGAAAAAUUUAAUUACAUCCCCCCAAAUAAGAAUUUCUUGGUACUGCACAUUUUAUAGAAGCAGAUAAGAUGUGUGUAUUUUAAGCUGACCCUAAGGAUAGAAAAAUCUCAGAAUAUGAAAAAGAAAGUUUGCUGCUUUGUAUCAACUGAUCCAUUCUAACAUUGCGUUUUAAGGUGGCGUACUUUGUUAUCAGUGGAUGAUCUUGUUGACCAAGUCGUUCAGGCAUUGGACAAGGGGAAACACUUGGAGAAUACUUAUAUCAUAUUUUCAUCAGAUAAUGGAUUUCAUCUGGGUAAAUAUGACGAUACACAUAACAAAAUUCAAAGAGUUAUUACCCACAAGUGACUAUUUCUUGUGUGGGAAAGUGUAAUCAUCUGAUGCUGCAAUCACACCAGUGAAGCAUGAUUAGUUAAGACAUGUUCACCUGAAUUAAAUUCAGCCACAAAAAACUGGAAAAAAGGAAGUUUAUAAUGGACUCAAUUUAUCAGUUACUUAAAUUUUCAGUGUAAGCAGUCAGUGUAAGCAGUCAGUCAGUGUAAGCAGUCAGUCAGUGUAAGCAGUCAGUCAGUGUAAGCAGUCAGUCAGUGUAAGCAGUCAGUCAGUGUAAGCAGUCAGUCAGUGUAAGCAGUCAGUCAGUGUAAGCAGUCAGUCAGUGUAAGCAGUCAGUCAGUGUAAGCAGUCAGUCAGUGUAAGCAGUCAGUCAGUGUAAGCAGUCAGUCAGUGUAAGCAGUCAGUCAGUGUAAGCAGUCAGUCAGUGUAAGCAGUCAGUCAGUGUAAGCAGUCAGUCAGUGUAAGCAACUUCUUAGAAGAAAACCGUGUUUAACAAAGCACUGGUCAUAACUGCACACCAUUUGCUUGUUUAGGUCAGUUUUCUCUUCCACAAGACAAGCGGCAGCUGUACGAAUUUGAUGUACGCGUUCCCUUCAUGAUCCGUGGUCCUGGAGUGAUGGCUAACAAAACAUCACAGGUGAAAAUGUCAUUCUUAGAAUAUAGUGCGGUUACGAUCAUUGCGUCCUUUAAAAGAAGUGAUACCGGCGGUGAAAUGUUUCUCGAAGAAACGUAAUGGUGGUUCUUACCGAAAAAAAUCCGUUGAUUGAGUAGAGUGACUGUUCGGACGAGAGACGUUAAGUUUAGCUGUUAGUGGUCGGUCUCAGAACACAUCCACGGUGACCUGAUGACAUACAAAGUGCGCUGGACUCAGGGCCGAGAGGUCUGGGUUCGAGACUUAGCCGGGUACUCGGGUAAAUAUGUUGUGUUCUUGGGCAAACACUAUGCCUCUCUCCAACCAGGAAUAUUAAUGUUACUGGUGAAUUGUCAGGGAAGCCUGAUGAAAUGCUGGGGAGUAACCUCGCGAUGGACUGGCAUCCCAUCCAGGUGGGAGUGGUAAUACUACUAGUCGCUCCAUGCGAAGGAAACAGAGAUACAAUCAAGCUGGAUGGGCCACAGUUUCUUUAGAAACUCACCCCCUUAUAGUUAUCAGAGUCUCACAAUGUGGGCGUGGCCCUAAAAUACAAAGAAAUAUUGAAUUUGUUGUCAAUAUUUUAGUUUUUAUGUUUUCUUCUUGGCAAGCAGGGUAGUGACAUAGUUACUAUGAAGAUGAUCGUGUAGCCCUCUGGAAUUAUUCAAACUAAGCGUUCACCAAUUUUGUUUUACAUUUUGUAGAGUCCUAUUCUCAAUAUUGACAUAGCACCGACUAUUGUGGAGCUAGCUGGCGGGAAAGCCCCUGAGUCCAUGGACGGACGAUCGAUUCUCCCUCUCUUGGUGCGUUAUUAGUGCUUGAGGAUAGUUCAGCUAAAACUUGCCUGCAGUAGCGUUUGCCGAAAGAAACACGUUUCAGCGAGCUUAAUUAUACACGUAACAUGGUCAGUCGUGAUGAAAACUGAAAUGCGGUUCUACGGAAGCGCGCUCUCCAUUCAACCGAAAAUUCUGGGCGCAAAAUCAAAUGGAAAAUAUUUUUGAGGAAGGAAUAAUUCCUUAGGGCAUCCUGUUUUCCUACAGCAUGGCACAGUCUGAUCCACUUGGCUUUUUUAGCAAGGGAUAUUUCCUUUUUUUGUUAUUUAAUCACAGCUUUUAACUCCAAACGUUUUCAUAGCUUGGCGUUUCGUCGCAGUCGAUGCUGUUCUAGACAGACAGCGUAUAGUAAUUUUGUACAGAGGGUUACCUGUUGGGCACAGUGUAACUCUUGUUGAAAGUUUUAACUUGUAACAGACCUUCAAGUAGUUUGUAUAUCUCUCUUACUCUUUCUGUGUUGUUCUACUAGCAGUUCAGUUUAAGUUACAAGUAGCUUGGUAAAAAUUCUGUUUGUCUAUUUGCCGAAAAGAUAAGUCGAUAAUCACUUUUGUUCUUCAAUUUUAGAAGGCAGAUGGCGAGAGCAGCCACAAAGGGGUGAGUUUUUUAAAAGCAAAAAAUUACAAUCACUGUUUUACACAUCUAUACCGCACUUUUCGCAAUUCCAAACCGGGUCAAAAAAAAUUAUUUACCACCAUCAUAGUUAGUAGAACUAACUAUGCCACCAUUUUUAGUUCUCUUUCGUUUAUUGCACGUUUUUUUUCCUUGUAAGAAAUCGGUGUUUCGCUAACAAAGUAAGACGCUUUAAAACCCUCAAAUUGGACAAAUUUCGAUCUCCUUCUCUCAUUCACCCUCUGAAAAUUAGUUUUGCCAUUUCUCCUUCAUGGUUUAGCUUCCAUUUGUGAAAAGUGUUGCUCUUUGUUUCUAUUCAGGGAAACGCAAAUUGGCGGACAGACUUUCUUGUUCAACACUUUGGUGAAGGAGAUCUUAAGAUUAGGGGCUGUCCGCAGCUUUCUCCUGGUGUGUCGGUAUGUAACUCGUCGCAGAAUUUUAAUUUGCCAGAUUCCUUUCAUAAGGCUCUGUUAAGUCUAGUAUCCAGACCUUCUACUGCCAUGUGGUAAUAGUUACAGUUACAGUUACAGUUACACAGUAGGAUCUGGAUACGAGAUUAGCUCUGUCUAAGUAACAUACCCUGACCUUCCACGGCCAAGCGGUCCUACAUUUCAGUUACAGUUACACGGUAGGUUCAGGGUCCCACCUCAUUGGCACUUAUAGUUUUCAUGGUCUCCCUUCCACGGUGACUGUGUGCAGAUACCAGUAAUAAAAGUCUAUGCAGGUAAUUGCCCUUGAUGCAUACAACAGAAUUUGAGGCAUAAAAGUUUGACGUUAAGCAGAAUAACAGUUGCCUUUUAUAACUAUACGACUACUGAGUUUAUUAGAAUGUAUCUUGAGCUCCAAUUACGUGUUUCCUUCAUUCUACCAAUGCAAAAUGAAUAAUUGAUCAGAAAGCCGUAGCCUGCGUAGCCAGGCCUCUAAAGGAGGGAAGAGGGGGGUGAACAGAAUAAAAGGAACACUCAUUUUUCUUUUCCCCCUUUAUACUUUCCAUUUUAUUUUCUUCUUUAGUGUUGUUGGCCCAACUGUGUGUGCGAAGACGCUUGGAACAACACAUAUUCUUGUGUCCGUUCUCUAAGCUCGUCGGAGGAUAUGAUGUACUGUGAGUUUAACGACAAAGAGGUAACUUUAACAAAGAACAGAUAAACACGUACUACAAUGGGUUUGUCUAAGGGACACUAGGAACGACACGGGUGUGCAGUCAGUCCAUUAUUAUUUCUUGUUAUAGGUUUAGGCAUGAAGUUAUAUGCAAGAACUUAAAACCUGUUGCUUGGUUCACGAUUUCGAUUUCCAGCGCUUUCCAUCGAUUGUUUGUUUUCCUGCGCACUGUUCUGUGGCGUGUUUCCGCGCGAAUUUCUUCCUUUUGAAUGCUUUCCAGGCUUUUUUAUCUUUCUCUUCUCGAUUCUUUCUCGGAGUUUUCAAACUUUGCUGUUUUUCGUGUAUUCCAAUACAGGCCUUUGUGGAGCUGUACGAUAUCAAGAAAGAUCCUGAUCAACUGACGAAUAUCGUCAAAAAAGUUGCUCCGAAAUUUCUAGCAAAAAAACACUCUCGCCUCGUGGAUCUAGCGACAUGUUCAGGGGAUUCCUGCAGGGAAGCCUACAGUGAGACCGUGGAUUUAGGGCUUUGAAAUAAUACCAAUCGGUGAAAUGUGACCACUCAAAAGAAACUAGUACAGUACUAAGAAUACUAAAACAAUAUCUUUCGGGCACAGCGGGGAAUAAAGGAGAUGUUCACCACUGAAGAAGCUCUUGAUUUCUGCACAAAUUUUCCUGGUUAGCAUCUUAGGAAAUGUAUGAAGGGUAGGUCUAUUGAUGUGAGUGUGCAUCAAAGGGUUACAAUAUUUUAUUGCAAAAUAUUUCCAGAAUUAUUUCGCUAGAAAAAAAGCAGUGAUUGAUUUUCAUAGAUAGUACUAGUAAACAUAAUUGUAACCAACCAAGGACAAUUAGAGUGUUUAAUUGGAUUAUCAGAGGAAAUUAGAUUUCAUGUUCAUUUCACCUUUAUUGGAUAACAAAAGGCUU